Messenger RNA from Plasmodium malariae, 498 nucleotides. Its product is annotated as conserved Plasmodium protein, unknown function. The transcript has a single exon. The record is from RefSeq and is a predicted model, not a curated record. Gene Ontology annotation, cellular component: nucleolus. NCBI's taxonomy places the organism in Eukaryota, Apicomplexa, Aconoidasida, Haemosporida, Plasmodiidae. The coding region runs from base 1 to 498 and encodes 165 amino acids.
AUGAAAGACAGCGAAUUUGUUGGAGGCAGGUUAAAAUUAAGAGAGGUAAAAAUUAAGAAGAGCAAGAAAAGUAAAAAGAAUAAUAGGAAAGAAAAAUAUAGGAGUGAAGAGAAGGAAAAUGUUGUGCGCUAUAAUGAAGAGAGAUAUGAUGAUAAGAAGCAAAGAAAUGUUCACACAACUAAUGAACAUGAUUACGCAAAUGACUAUGCAUAUGAUGAUACAAAUGAGGAUAUAUAUGAUGGUUUUAACAAAGGAGUAAAAAAAGGGGAGACGAAAGAAAAUACUGAGUCAGCGAAUGUAGAAGAAAAACUGAAUGAAAUACUACAACUAAAUUUAACGGAAUCGGAAAAAGCAUACCAGUUAGUUCUAAAAAAAAGAGAAAAACAAAGAAUAGAAAAUAUUUUAAAAGUAAGCUAUCGAGAACGCUUACAAAAGUUUAACGAUAACUUAGCAUCCCUAAGUGAACAUUUUGAUAUACCCAAAGUUGGACCAGGGUAA